AGAUCAGCCUAGGUUAUAGAGCAAGGACUCUUCUGAAAGAAUAUUCAGAGCAGUGGGCCUGGUACCACGACAGGAGGAGGGGAAAGGGGAGGGGAAAGGGCUGGAGGUGCAACCGACCGAGGAGAGACGGGGACUGCAGGUCACGCAGCAGACAACCCAAGAAGCAGGGAUACCGAGAGAAAAGGAAGAGAGACUUCACUAGCAGAACAGCAAGCCAGUGGAGAAAGGAGAGCCAGACCUGCACCAUGAGUGACAUCAAAUAUGAGAGGAUGAACGAAAAUGCUCUGCACAUGGAUAAUCCACCGCCCUACUCUGCAAAGAACGAGGAGCCUGGUCCUUCUGCUGGGAUGGCACCCACCACGGGCAGCAGAGGAACUCCCGCUAUGCCACACCAGUACACCCCUUACUAUGGUCCAGCCAGCAUAGCACAAACUUCGCAAACCAUCGUCAUCAGUUCCGUGCAGCCCAGCCGUGAACCGGAUUACAUGGCGUACUCCAUCUUCACCAUGCUCUGCUGUUGCCUCCCCUUGGGUGUUGCUGCCCUUGCAUACUCGAUUCAGGUGAGUGGGAGCUGAGUGAGUGUUUGAGAGAGGACUGGGGGGACCUUAAAGGGCAGGGACAGCUGCCUGUGCUGACAUCUAAGGCCCCAUCUGCACCAUACACUUAAAACAGUAUCAUACCACUUUAAACAGUCCUGGCUUCCCCCUCCCCCAAAGAAUCCUGGGGACUGUAACUUCUUAAGGGUGCUAUUUUUCUAGAAAAAGAGGCGCUGGAACUCACCACAAAUGUCUCCCUUGUUCUCUUAUGAAGGCAAUGGCACCCACCUGAGAGGUGCCAGAAUUCGGUUCUGGUGAGAUCCAGCUGGGGGGGGGGGAGGAAACCCUGGUGCUGAGAGUUGUUAAGAGUCCCCUAGUUAGAGCUAAAACAGGGCCUUAGCUACAGGGGAGCCAGCCGGGUAUUUUGCCCUGUGUGAACCCUCGAGGGGAAAGCCCCCGCUCAGUUUUCCUCUGAGACAAUCUAGGCUACUCAGAGGGAAACUGGGUGGAGGCUUCCCCCUUGAGGGUUCACACAGGGCAAAAUACCCAGCUAGCUCCACUGUGGCUAAGGGCUCUGAGACAAUCUAGGCCAGGCAUAGGCAAACUCAGCCCUCCAGAUGUUUUGGGACUACAAUUCCCAUCAUCCCUGACCACUGGUCCUGUUAGCUAGGGAUGAUAGGAGUUGUAGUCCCAAAACAUCUGGAGGGCCAAGUUUGCCUAUUCCUGAUCUAGGCUGAGGACACCGUACCAUCACCUGUGUUGAAGCAAAAUGCUGUUGCCAGUAUAGCUGGAUUCCAUACACUGAAAUACGACGGUGCCGUCUGGCCCACAGGCAGCAAAAUGUCUAGGCCUAGCCCUGGUAGCUGAGACAAUAUGUUGCAGCAAAACAAAGAGAGAAGCUCGUGGAAGCUUAAAGGCAAGCCCAUUUAUGGUGGCAACUGUUUUUAUGGAACAGAGCCCCCCUCUGUGUUUUAUCUGAGCUGUGGCAUGCCACCCAUGAAUCCAUAACAACCUAAGAAAAGCCUGCUGGGUCAGGCCAGUGGCCCUUCUAGUCCAGAAUCCUGUUCUCACUGUGGCCAACCAGAUGCGCACUAGAAGCUUGCAAGCAGGACAAGAGCACAGCAGCCCUCUCCCCAGUUGGAAUUUCCAGCAACAAUUAGUGACUAUGGCUGGUUAUUGUGGCUAGUAGCCACUAUUAAGUCUUAACUACCUUAAAAUCCUCUUUUAAAGCCAUCCAAGCCAUCACUAGGGACGCGGGUGGCGCUAGGGACGCGGGUGGCGCUGUGGGUAAAACCUCAGUGCCUAGGACUUGCCGAUCGUAUGGGCGGCGGUUCGAAUCCCCGCGGCGGGGUGAGCUCCCGUCGUUCGGUCCCAGCUCCUGCCCACCUAGCAGUUUGAAAGCACCCCUAAGUGCAAGUAGAUAAAUAGGUACCGCUUUAUAGCGGGAAGGUAAACGGCGUUUCCGUGCGCUGCGCUGGUGCUGGCUCACCAGAGCAGCUUCGUCACGCUGGCCACGUGGCCCGGAAGUGUCUUCGGACAGCGCUGGCUCCCAGCCUCUUAAGCGAGAUGAGCAUGAAACCCCAGAGUCGGUCACGACUGGCCCGUACGGGCAGGGGUACCUUUACCUUUACCUAAGCCAUCACUCCCUCUUGAGGGAGUGAAUUCCAUAGCUGGAACUAUUUGCUGUGUGCAGCACUGUUCUGAAUGUUUCUUUUGUCUGGGUUUUGCUGAUACGGUAAGUUACUGCAUCUGGGAGUGCGGAUAAAUCAGAAAACAUUGCAUUUUGACAAGAGGCAAUGUUUACCAUGACAGUACUGCAUGUUACCACUGGACCAGAUGAUCAUCUGGAACCUCCUGUCAAGCAGCAAGGAGAAUCGAACCUCCGCCUUGUAUCUUUGGUUCGAGAGAUGGUUCUUCACUUGCCAUGAUGUUACAGUGGUCAGUUAUGCCCCUGCAGACUAGGGCAAGUUACCACUUUGUACAUGGGUGUCUGAUUUCGCACUAUGCCACACACAUUCGGGAAGAGAUAAGGGGUCAGUGUGCUCCUCCCCUGAUCCAGUUUGUUCUCUUUGUCCCCAGACCCAAAACGCCAACCAAAAUGGAAACUACAUAAGCGCUCGACGAAACUCCAGGGUGGCACUCAUAUUGGCUCACACGGCACUCGGAGUGGGUCUUGGGUGCCUGAUUAUAUACAUCAUCUUCUGGAUGAAUAUUUCUCACCAGAUAAUCGAAGUGCCAACCAUCAGCCCCUGAGGAUACACAACGUUCAUAUGCUAAAAGUCAUUCCUUGCCCAAGAUGCCCAAGUCUGAGAAGUCCUCCUAAAUUGACGUCAUGCUCUUUGAAUCGUUCUGUAAAGUGGUAUGUUCUGAGCUGACUCCCAUACCCUUGUUCUAACUAGGGAUAGAUUUACAAUGUCAAGCGAUGAACAUCAUGUGUGAGCCAGCUCUGUGAUACCCAAAGAUCUCAAACUCCUUCCAGGAGUAUCUCUCCCCUCUCUCAUUCUCCCACCCAGAGUUAUUUCGAUUUCGAGAGUCUUCUGGUCUUGUCCUGUUCCUCUUCACUGCUGACCAUUCUUCCAACAUUUCACAGAUAAUAAUUGGGACAUGCAUGUAACACAACAGUUGUCAGAGCACAAAUUUCUACCCAAGCCCUAUCCUUGACACCCAUCCCAUUCCCCAUCGUCCUACUUCUUUGGCCUUAUUCGUAAAAUUUUUCGGAGACACCGUUGAUGGAAUCUUAUAAAUGCCAUCUCCAACUCCUCAAAAGAUUCCAUCAACGGUGUCUCCAAAAAAUUGUACACAUCACUUGGGAAGACAGAUGAACUAAUAUCAGUGUACUGGAAGAAGCAAAGAUCACCAGUGUUGAAGCAAUGAUUCUUCAACAUCAACUUCGUUGGACUGGUCAUGUUGUGUGGAUGCCUGAUGAUCGUCUUCCAAAGCAACUACUCUAUUCCAAACUUAAAAAUGGAAAGCGUAAUGCUGGUGGUCAACAAAAGAGGUUUAAGGACUGUCUCAAGGCAAAUCUUUAAAAAUGUAGUAUGAACACCGACAAUUGGGAAACACUGGCCUGCAAGCGCUCCAGUUGGGGAACAGCCUUUACCAAAGGCUUUGAAGACACUUGAACUCAGAAUGCAAGGGAGAAAUGUGCUAAGAGGAAGGCACGCUUGGCAAAUCCACACCGUGAUCAGCUCCCACCCGGAAACCAAUGUCCCCACUGUGGAAGGACGUGUGGAUCCAGAAUUGGCCUGCACAGUCACCUACGGACUGAUUGUUAAAACCGUGUUUAUGUAAGACAAUCUUACUCGACUACGAGUGAUCGCCAAAGAAGAAGAAGAAGAAAAAGAAGAAGAUCCUGCGAUAACUUAUCCCAUAUGUUUUUAAUGCAAAGAAGGCACUUGUGAGAUGCUUAGAGAGCUAUCUGAGGCAAAAUAAAUAAAAUAUACAAUGAGAUCACCAUGA
Molecule: messenger RNA, 3995 nt
Organism: Podarcis lilfordi (Lilford's wall lizard)
Lineage: Eukaryota; Metazoa; Chordata; Lepidosauria; Squamata; Lacertidae
Source: the annotation of a GenBank genome assembly